UUCACAGCAGAAUCAAGGUCACAAGAUGGCUUCCAGUAAAAUAAAACGUAGUGAGCACCCACUAUGGCGUCAAAUUGAAGGCCAGAACACUAGCUUAGACACACCUGAAUGGUUGGGCGAGAUUGAGCCCUCUACCACAAAGUAAUGACUAGAGAUAGAUGGGAAGAAAUCAAAGCCAACCUCCACUUCAAUGAUAACAGUGACAUGCUGCCAAGUACUUCCCCAAAGUAUGAUAAACUUUUCAAAGUGAGACCUCUGCUGGAUCAUCUUGUUACCAAGUUUCGUGAUAUUCCCAUGCCACAAAGAGUAUGUGUAGAUGAACAGAUGGUUCCAUUCAAGGGUGCAUCUUCUUUGAAGCAGUAUUUGCUCAGUAAACCACAUAAGUAUUGUUACAAAGCAGGUCCAAGAAGUAUUAUCACAAGAUAUUUUUUCAUUUUCUGGAUGUCACUGUUGUGAACUGUUGGUUACUAUACCGCAGAGAUUCUAGCGACCUAGACAUUCCUGAACGAAAAGUAAUGAUGCUUCAGGAAUUCAAAUUGUCACUGGCAGAAUCCCUGCUUCUUGAAGGGAAAAAUCCCAUGGCUAAGAAAAGAGGUCGUCCCUCCUCUAAUGGAGGAACUGCUGCACAGUUUGCAAAGAAAAAGAAAAGCUCCCCUGCCACUAAGCCCAUUCCUGCAGAAGGAGUCAGGACAGAUGGCUAUCACCAUUAUCCAGUGGUGACAACAAGAGGAAGGUGCAAGAAUCCAGACUGUAAAAGUGCCCCUGUGUUCUACUGUCAGAAGUGUAAAGUACACUUGUGUAUCACCAAAGAUAAAAAUUGCUUUGUUGAAUUCCACACAAAGUAAAUGAACAAGCAAAAAUGACAUUUAGUUCAUGGAUAUAUUUUACUAAAUGAAUAAAAACAUUCAAUAUUGUUUUCACAUGUGCUAAGGUUUUUUGUUUUUUUUUGUAUAAGCAAUUUCUUUUAUGGCAGCCAAGACAUAUUAUGCAUGGUUUAUAUACACCGUUGUCAGUUUUUGUUCGUAAAACCAAUUUACUUUUGUGUUUGAAAGCUAUGUAUGGAUUAUAUAUUCAGUUAUGUAUGUUAUUAUGCAGUACCAUAGGUGAAACUGAAUCAAUGGCGUACCAAUACACAACUUGAUAAUCGAAAAAAUAUAAAUUGGUCUUACACAAAGUCCUUCACUGCAUAUUUAUCACUUUGGAUAAAUUAUUUUGCACAUGAGUUCUCUUUGUGUAUAGCUCUGUACAAGAUUGACUGAGAGCAGGAAAUUCA
This is a messenger RNA of Penaeus monodon (black tiger shrimp), 1273 nucleotides long. RefSeq lists its product as uncharacterized. The record is from RefSeq and is a predicted model, not a curated record. NCBI's taxonomy places the organism in Eukaryota, Metazoa, Arthropoda, Malacostraca, Decapoda, Penaeidae.